Messenger RNA from Exophiala aquamarina CBS 119918, 1251 nucleotides. RefSeq lists its product as uncharacterized. The coding region runs from base 1 to 1251 and encodes 416 amino acids. NCBI's taxonomy places the organism in Eukaryota, Fungi, Ascomycota, Eurotiomycetes, Chaetothyriales, Herpotrichiellaceae. The record is from RefSeq and is a predicted model, not a curated record. Gene Ontology annotation, biological process: mitochondrial L-ornithine transmembrane transport. Gene Ontology annotation, molecular function: L-ornithine transmembrane transporter activity. The transcript has 2 exons.
AUGUCCAUUGAAGAUGAUCCUACCGACUUUGACGGUUCUCUAGGGAUUUUGCCCGUAGUGCCUCCCGGCUCCUCAUCACCCCUCUACAAGGAUCCACGAAGCAAUGCAGCCACUGGCGCUUCUGCAGCAGGCGUUCGUGCCUUCACUGCGCAGGCGGUAGCAUUCUACUUUCGGGCUCCCGUGAAAGCCUUUUUCCGAACUCGUGUCGAUUAUCUGGCGUACGCCAAAUCCAUCGCCAGCCAGGAUCUCCAGAAAGGCGGCUUCACCUGGCGCACAACUAAAGCAGGCUUGCUCGCCAAUGCGGUUGGAAGCUAUGGAUGGCGUUUCAUUCCUGAACAACUCCUGCCACCGCUAGCAGCAAACAUUGUUGUCGGGGCGGCUCUGUACACUUCGUAUCUUCAGAUCCUAGCUCGUCUCCAUGAGCCAUCUGCACACGCCACGAAGGCCGCCUACCCUCCUCCUCCACCGAAGCAUACAUUCGUCGCGGGCUUUGCCGCUGGGACCACCCAGAGCAUUGUCGCUGCACCCCUUGAUGCGCUCCAGAUUCGAUUUGAACGCCGAGGACACGAAUACGAAAAUAAAACAAUGUGGCAGUAUGGAAGAGGCAAGCUACAUGAGAUUGGCAUCCGCGGAAUAUUCGCUGGGUGGGGACUGUCGUUUCUGAAAGAUAGCUUUGGAUCAGGCGUCUUCUUCUGCACCUUCGAAUACCUCAAGGCCCAAGCAUAUUACGGGUACGUCCGAUGGCACUAUGGGAGCCUGGAAGAGCCUGCUGUGGACAGGCUGGCGAAGAAAGCUGGGAUGGCCGCCACUGAAGCGCAGCCUACAGCGACCAUCCGUCCACACUAUGCCUUGGAGCCUGGUUUCCUUAUGUUGGCAGGGAUUGCAGCCUCGUUCACCCAGCAAAUGGUGCUCUACCCACUGACAACCAUUCAAACAUUACAUUUUGAGCGACUGGAGGAGCUAGACAAGAAGGCCAUCAAGCUAUCGCGGUCUCAGUCACCCAGCCGAGGACGUAUGUUGAGGGCUUACUAUCACGCCUAUCAGGACACCUGGACGCAAUCGAAAACCCAGGCGACAAGGGUAGGAGGAUUACAGCGUUGGCUUUUCAGAGGGUUCUGGUGGUUCACCAUUCGUCAGGUCCCGAGCACGAGCGCUGGAUUGAUUAUAUUUGAGUUGGUCAGGAGGAAAUACGGCAUUGCCGGGGAUGAAGUGAAGAUCACAGAGGAUGGAUAUGAUAUCCUUCUCACAUAG